Messenger RNA from Sesamum indicum (sesame), 1016 nucleotides. Its product is annotated as RAP release 2, galactose-binding-like domain protein, putative (DUF1997). The record is from RefSeq and is a predicted model, not a curated record. NCBI's taxonomy places the organism in Eukaryota, Viridiplantae, Streptophyta, Magnoliopsida, Lamiales, Pedaliaceae.
ACUCAAAUCCUACACCUCGACCCGCAAUCUAUUCCCCCAACUGCCACGGGUUAUCAAAACCCCCAAAACCCACACAAUUUUCAUCACUCCAGAUAUUCCAUUAAUGGCGUCACUGAACUCCAAUCCCAUCCCAUUCCAGUUGAGGAACCCUAGAACUGGGUUGAGGAGCUCGAACUCUCCGCACCUCGUCGUGUUGUCGAACCUAUCAUCAUCAUCAGACGAUGCCUCCAAGUCCACUCUCCGCAUUUCCGCGGAUUCCGCCCCCAAAGCCCGCUUCGUGGCCCGGAGAACUGAAUCCGUCUCCGUCCGUCAGCUCCAACGGCCGCUGACUGAGUAUAUGAGCUUGCCUGCGAGUCAAUAUUCUGUUUUAGAUGCGGAGAGAAUAGAGCGAGUGGAUGACAACACCUUCAGGUGUUAUGUGUAUAGGUUUAAGUUUUUUGCUUUUGAAGUUUGUCCAGUUUUGUUGGUGAGAGUGGAGGAGCAGCCUGAUGGUUGCUGCAUUAAGCUCUUGUCAUGCAAGCUCGAGGGCUCGCCCAUCGUUGUUGCACAGAAUGACAAAUUUGAUGCUUCAAUGGAGAAUAAGAUAUCAUGUGAUAGCACGAAACGCGAUUCACCAGUUCAGAGGUUGACUUCAGAUGCAGUCAUUGAGGUCAGCAUUGAGAUUCCCUUUGCAUUUCGUGCAAUUCCAGCACAGGUCAUUGAAUCAACAGGCUCCCAGGUGUUAGAACAGAUAUUGAAGGCCAUGCUUCCCCGAUUUAUGUCACAGUUAGUGAAGGACUAUCAGGCUUGGGCUUCUGGAGACACCUCCAGGCAGCCUCUUGGGACGGGUGAGAUCUAAAAUAGAGUGACCUGCUUUACGCCAGCAAUUUGUAAUACAUCUGUUCUAUGGUGUGUAACGUAAAUUUGUCAGUUUAAUUGGGAAACCAGCUGAGGUAAAGCUACAUCAGUUUGUAACUAAUGUUUUUCUUUUUGAUUUUCAAACAGAUCAAUAAUUAAGUUUUAGUGCUCCUUAGGCA